Molecule: messenger RNA, 521 nt
Organism: Saccostrea cuccullata (small rock oyster)
Lineage: Eukaryota; Metazoa; Mollusca; Bivalvia; Ostreida; Ostreidae
Exons: 4
Coding region: 50-493 (147 amino acids)
Source: RefSeq, a predicted model, not a curated record
GCUAUUUAUAUGUUUGAGAAAGUCGAAUAGCGGGGACAGAUCUGGCAAUAUGAACAGAAUCGCUAUAUUGGCUGCUGUUGUAGUUCUAAGUAUUGCAGGAAUUACAGAGGCAAUGUAUCUAAUAAUCCCACCAAACCGUGGUAUCAGAAACUGGGACGAUGCGGUUGCCUUUUGUCGGCGACGGUCAGCAAGAAUUGCAAAGAUUGAUAGUGCUGACGAAUGGAAUACUUUGUAUGAUAUCCUUAAAUGUGAAAACAACAAAGGAGAUGGCUGGUAUAUCGGAGGUAGGGCAAGAAAUGGAAACUGGUACUGGGAGGACGGAUCAUACAUUUCAUACAAAAACUUCGCUCCAAACUUUAAAUUAUUCCCACAGCAGGGCACAACCAGAACUGUCUACAAUUACGCCUUUGUGCCUUCUGUUGGCCGCUACUGGAAAUAUGUGUCCCCUCGAUCAUCUAACGUUCUCGGAGUCAUUUGUGAAAAGUCGUGUUGAUUUUGAAAAUAAAAGAUUUUCUUCUGGU